AUCGAUGCUGCCGGGAGUGCCGGGACGAGAGCAGUGAGGUUGGAGAGGGGGCAGGCUGUUAGUAAGCGAAGUGGCCAUCUUGCGAAGUUCAGUCGGAAACGAGCUGCCGAGCAGUGAGGGAAGGUGAAAGGAAAGACUCGAUGUGUUAGCUGAAGGAUUUUUAAUGCGCUUCCGAGCCGGGCUACCGCUACGUGCGAAAGGUUGUGCGAUACCGACAACGGAACAGCGACCAUCCGCGGAGAUUUUCGUAUACGGAAAACGUUAGUUUAUCCGACGAAAGGUCUCAGAGUACGAUCAGGAGACUCAAGGGUACAGAAGUAGCCGAAGUUUCGACGUUAGAGGAGAAAUUGAGAAGAAAUCGAGGAGGAGUCGUGCAGAAAUUUUGAUUCCAGCGGAGAAGAUUCGUCCGUUGACAAAACGUCUCAUCUGUUCGAAAGUGAUAGGCAAGACGAUAGAACUAUUUAUUCGUAUACCUAUAGUUCUGAAGGCAGUGAAGUGAAAGAAAUAGAAAAAAGUGAAGAAAAGGCGCGCAGUGUUUAAGUCUGUGAUAGUAUUUAUUCAAACGAUUCAGCUACGACGCGUAUCAUCUACCGUAGUAGUGUAGCAUCGUUUGUCGCUUCUGUAAGUCGCGAGAACUACAGAAACAGAGAAAUAGUCUUUAUAUAUUUAUUUAUAUCUGUGAUACCGACGCUGAUAUACAUCGAAUUAUCCCGAGGCAGAAACAUCGAGAACGAGCGAGAUAGAGAGCGAAAGCAAAAACGGGAGUACGUCGGUAAAGGGAGAAGAGAAAGGAUCGAAGAAAGCAACGUACAGUGGUUUGGGAAAUUGAAAUAGUGGGAAAGAAGAUUAUAUCAGUAACUUAGUGGAUUUACAUGUUUUUGUAUAUACGACUGACUCUUUUUUAUAAUUAUUGAUAUCGGAUUAAGAGAUAGGAGGUGAAAGAGUUUCAUUGCUGUUCGCUAGACGAAACAGAAAGGAGACUCGAAGAAGAGAAAAAAAGGGCAAAACAGAGUUUUGUUUCAAACGAGAACUACAUUUUCCUCUUUUACCCUUUUAUUUGGGAUAUUAAACCAUCGAAGCUAAGUGGAAUUGUUGCAAAAAUGGUGGAGAAAAUCUUGGAAGAACAAGGAGACGGGAGUCAAGAAGUUACAAGAGAAGAAGCAAGUUGUAGAGAGACUGUGAAUGCCACAGGAGAAUCAAUGAGCGCCGUGCAAGCUCGACAAGAGGAAGCUAGGCGCAAAAGACGCAAGAAGAAACGCUCUGGAUCGUCUUUGAUGUCAGCUUGCUUUCAAGAACUGUACAAAUUAACCGGCGAAGUUCUUGGAGAAGGCGCUUACGCCUCAGUUCAAACUUGUAGGUCGCUGUAUACCGAUCUGGAGUAUGCCGUUAAAAUUAUCGACAAAAUUCCCGGUCACGCACGAGCACGUGUGUUUAAGGAAGUCGAAACGUUCCAUCAUUGCCAAGGCCAUCCAAAUAUCAUCCAAUUGAUCGAAUUUUUCGAAGACGAAGUAAAGUUUUAUCUGGUAUUCGAGAAAAUAAACGGUGGUCAACUGUUGAGUCGGAUACAAGAAAGAGUUCAUUUCAGCGAACGGGAAGCCAGUCAAAUAAUUCAAGAAAUCGCAAGCGCGUUAAAUUUCCUUCACAAGAAAGGUAUCGCCCAUAGGGAUUUGAAACCCGAAAACAUUUUGUGCGUUUAUCCGGAUAAGCUCAUACCGAUCAAAUUAUGCGACUUCGAUCUUGGUUCGGGUAUCAAGUUCAACAAUUCGUUGUCAAGUCCUGUGGCUACACCGCAACUCUUAACGCCAGUCGGCAGCGCCGACUUCAUGGCUCCAGAAGUUGUGGGAGCUUUCACCGGAGAAGCGAAUUAUUACGAUAAGCGUUGCGAUCUCUGGAGCCUUGGCGUGAUCAUGUAUAUACUUCUCUGUGGUUAUCCACCUUUUUAUGGGAAUUGCGGAUCCGAUUGUGGUUGGGAGAGAGGAGAAAAUUGCGAGGCUUGCCAACAACUUUUAUUUAGCAGUAUUCAAGAAGGCAGGUACGAAUUUCCGGACAACGAAUGGAGGUGUAUUUCGGAAGAUGCGAAAGAUUUGAUCAGAGGCUUGCUGGUCAAAGAAGCCCAUCAAAGGCUCAGCGCCGAGAGUAUUCUGAAACAUCCGUGGAUCAAUCCUGGUCCAAGCUCCGUAGAAAAUCCAGAAAAGUCUCUCGUUACUCCUAGUAUUAUCAGAAGGAAUAAUUCUGCCAGAGAGCUGUCAGCGUUUGCCGAAUCGGCGAUGGCUGUGAAUCGCGUGGUACUUCAACAUUUUUCCGUAAAUUUGGAGGACUUGGCGGAGAAGAGGGAACCGAGAUUAUCCACUUCGUCGACGGACGAAGAUAACCAUCCUUACGGGCACAUGUCCGACUCGAACAGCGAAUUAUCCGAACACAGUAAGGUUUGCGCGACUCAUUCCUCGAACGAAUUUGAUGUAAACUCGCGUUUGAAAUCUUGUUCGAUUCGUUCGAGUAGCGAUCUGACCGAUUCGAAAACCAUUGGAAAGAAUCGAUUGAUCGGCAGGGACUUGUCGGUCCCUCGGCUGUUUGGUUUGUCAUCGCCGUGCGAGAGUCGUUUGAUGCAGCGCCGUUUAAAAGCUCGUUCGGAUCUACUCGAACGUCAGACCAACAAAACAGUUAUCGCGUCCGUUAGUGGCUGAAAGGUGACAUUCUUACGAACGAAACGAUAGUCUCCUUUCUUGGUAGCGCGUAUAAUUCGUGUUUACACGUUCGUCGCGUAAAUAUACGGAUACGAAGAAAGCGUGUACAGUAAUGUUAUCUAUCGUUAAUUGACAAAGAGUAACAAUGACAUAAGCGCGACAUUACGAUUGGCUAAGCGAAGGUUGUGUUUCAUUAAAAAUAACAAGAGCUGCAUUACAAUGAUUCGCGCAACGAUUCACGGUUAUUACACACACGAGCAUAUCUAUAUACAGCAACACACGGAGCGACGACAUAAAACGACGUGUGUUCGCUCCGAUACACGAUUAACCACGCGCGACGCCAACAAUACACAACACUUGAUCAGACAAUAAUUUUUCCUGAAUUUCUAUAUUUCCUACAGAAUUCAGAGAAAUAUCGUGUCCGAAUAUAUCUUUAACUUUAUGUUUUUCUCCAUUUUUCUUUUGUGCUCUUGUUUCGUUUCGACGAGUCUGUUCGAAUAUACUCCUCGACUUUGCGCUACAAAUAUUUAAAAUCGAUACAAGCUAUUCGUUCGGUUUAUUUGUUGAAUGUUGUUUUAUACGAUACAUUCGUUAAAUAAUAUGAACGAACAUAAGCAGAGGCAGCACAGAUUCGAUACACAUACAUACAUACGUACAUAUGAAAAAUUGAACGGUCGCGCAUGUUUUAAUUUCGGUUCGGAUUACAUUUAGUACAGAACGUUAAAGGAACGUAAAGAAAUAAACAAAUUUGUAAUAUGUACAUUCCACCGUCGGUAUCUAUUAGAUGAGAAAACAUAUAGCAUAAUAUAAAAAAUAAGUCACAUUAGAUAUACAACGUUUGCGUACUUUCGCUAUUAUAUGAUAUCUAGAAAAGUACAUAGUAUAUGCUCGUUCAUAUCAAUUUAUCGAAACGGAUAUACAGAGACGCAAAAGAAAAGAAUAAAUAAUUUUGAUGAAUAUUUUUACCGAUCGUAUACGCGUAUAUUUGCUUCGUUUCUUUUUAUUAAAUCGAUUUCUUUUUAGUUCGGCCUUAAAUAUUUUUGCAACUAUAGCUAUUAUUCGACAAAAUAUCUCCGAGUUACAUUUGUCUUUUCUUUUCUAACGAUAACUUGUUCGAGAAUUAUGAGAAGCAGCAACAGCAACGCAUCUUCGGACGAAAAAAAACAGCGGUAAGAAGAGUAAACCGCGCAUCUUGGUGCAUGUUACAAAUAGUUUGCUCAGUAGGUUUCUAAGAAUGUAGUAGAGUGUAAGUUCGAAAAUACUGUAAAGCAAAUUCCAAGGAAGGAACAACGCGCAUUUGUAUCGAAGGGAAAAAGGGGACGACAACUACGGCCAUUUUUUUGUAAAUUUCUCUUAAGCACCUUCAUAGAAAGUUAGUACGUAAGGAAGAUUAAAAGAUUAGUUUAACAAAAAGGAAAAAAAAAAGAAAAAAAAAUACAGAAAAAAAAUUGUACCUGCGUCGUAAGUGAUUAAGAGUAUACCGAACGUAAAGAGAGCAGGAAUAUGAGAGAAAGAGAGGGAUGGAGGGGGAGAGAGAGUCAUAUCCGAUAACGCGCGCGUGCGUACGCACGUUAACGGACAAACUUUCUCAAAGAAGAUAGAUUACACGAAUAUCACAUCCAAUUAAUUACUGUUACGUAUUUUUGUAGAGUUUUAUCGACGAAACGCGUCGUUCUAUCGUCUGCCCACCUACUACGCGUUUACUCUGUCGAUUAAGAUCGAUCUCUUUUGUUCCGUCUGAUGAUUUUCAUCGUCGUAAAAUGUGUAAAUAUCUUGCAUUCCCAUUACCUCGCGGUAUACGAUGCAGAGAAGGUCGUGACUCUGCAAAUUUCCAUUGUCGUGUAUCGUCAAGUUUGGCAGAACUUUGGCAGAUCGUCUAAGGAACAUUUUGAUGGAUAAAAUUUUGCGUGUUCUUUCGGAUCGAUAUCGUAAGCAAAUAAUAGAAAAGAACGAAACGACGAAAAAUUGCAAACGGCAUUUUUCUUCAAACGGCAAACAAACAGCUAGUUUCGACUACGAUUUAUUUUACGUAUCAUAGUUGCAUAGAGUCGUGUUGUACGGUGGGAGACUCUUUACUCAGGGCAGUUACGAUGAGCUGCGCGAAUUUGUUACAAAUUACAUACACACUAUCGUGUUUGAAGAAAAGAACGAGAAGAAAGAGCUUAUAAUGUCUGUGUGCUAUCGAAGUCCAUCCAGGGUUGAAAAUUAAUCGUUAAUAAUUCUUUCUUCUUACGAAUUAACCCUGAAAAGCUUUGUCCAGUGACAUUACAAUUACAUUACAUUGCAUAUAAAGAGACUAAUAGUCGACGCAAGUCGCUCGACAGCACAGCAUUAUUAGACUUUCCUCCCGAGGACGGAGGAUCAUAAAACAGAACUCUCUCCUAUAGCAGGUAUCAUUUUGCCAUAUACAUCAUACAUACAUACAUACAUACAUACUUUAUUCGAAUCCCAUGGACAGCAGACGCCACAGAGACUAAUGCGUAUAAGCGAUCGUUAACAAAUGUUUAGUUACGGUUACACCAUCGAAUUCGUCCAUCCAAAUGUUUCAAGUUCCAAGGAAAAUUGGCAAUUCCCUUGAAAAUGAGAACAUUUGUUAGCGGAAGUAGCGUUAGCGAUUUCUCGUAGUGAGAAAAAUUAUGUAAGAAUACGCAUGCAUCAUUGUUGCAUGUGCUUACGACGUAGAGACGAAAAAAAGCAUUACACAUUAAUUAGAUCCGUGAUUUUUUAAUCACGAAAGCCAUUAAGAAACACGAAUAUACCGCGAGUUCUUGGCCUUUUCUUCUUUUUUUCUUAUUUUUUUUUUUGUUUCCUAAAUUUUUUCGCAAAUUGGAAACGACGACUGGAAGAAUACGUUACCAUUUGCGCCGGGAUCGUAUCUUUCAAGUUACACGUUUGUCAGCAUUAUUGUCACGUGUUAUCAAUGGGACGCCUUUCCCUAGCAUCUACGCAUCUUUCUUUUUCGGUUUUCUAGCGAUGCAUUUUUGUUACUCGUUUCGUUUGUUCGAUUACAAUAACGUAUGGCGUAACCAAUCACAGCCUUGGUAAUACAAUAUUUUCAUGAAAACUGAAUGCAUUCUCGACCGAUAUCCAUUUUUCACACGGUAUGUUCUUCUUACAAGGUAUUUCGUUCGAUUAGCGUUCCCUCAAAUUGCCAUCAUCUCGAUAAAAUCUCGAUAAAAUCUCGUUAAAAUCUCGAUAUCGAUCGAGCGUGCGUCGUAACAAAUGUGUAUCAUCAGUAUGUUAGCGAUAUAUAAGGAUAAUUUCUCGAAGAAACGUUGAAAUGCAAGAAGAGAGUACGUAGAGUAAAGGACGAGCAGCGACAAGUCUUACGUAAGGAAAGCAAACGAAUCACACUAAGGAUCCAUGGCCAUAAUAAUAUAGAUCUAUAAAUUGUAAUAGCGCGAAUGAAUUUGCGUCUGAGUGCGAAAGUGUACAUGCUGGAGAGCAUGUGUAUUUUGUGUAUUUUGUAUGCGUGUACGAAUGUAUGUAUAUAUUUGUAUGUGCGUUAACGCGUAUGCGUAUGUAUCAUUGCAAGCUCGAAUGAUAAAACAAUAUUUAGCCUAUAAGCGAUAAUGGUAAACACCUUUGUAUAGGUUUGUAAAAUUAACGAUUAAGGUAAGAUUACCGCGCUACUCUACCGAUGAGUCUUUCUUCGAUCAUCGUGAAAAAAACUCGCGCGUCUUAUAAUUGUUUCGUAUUUGUGUUAGAACGAUGUAUACGCAAACGCAUCUGUAGCGUAGUUUCGUUUACUCGUUCAUCGAACAGCGUGAUAUAUAGCGAUUUAAAGCGUAUACUAUUCCAAUAAAGAAAAAACUAAGAUAUCGCAUGUAUAUUCCCCAUUGUCGAAGUUGAACGAUUCCCGCUUAAAAUUUAAACGACGCGUAACUUUCUAAUAGAUCGCAUAAUCGGUACGUUGACGAUCUUCGAUCGAUCGAAAAUUAUAAGAACCGGUGAAAGAGUAUUGCGAACAUAUCCCAAUGGUAUGCUAACACAGUUUACGCAUGAGGUGCGCAACGUUACUAGUUUCUUCCUGAUAAUACACAGCAGAUCUCUAUCUUCUUUCGCAUUACCGCCCUUGCAUCUUCGAACUACGGUUCCUAAUCUUAAACGAAAGAAACGAAAGAAACGAAAGAGAAAAGAAGCGUGUUGCAUGCUGUCGUAUGUCCUGGAAGAAGCAGCAUUUUUGUUACGUUCUUUUUUAUAUUAUACGAAAGAGCAGUAUAGAAAGAGGAGAGGGGGAGGGGGAGGGGGAGA
This is a messenger RNA of Bombus huntii, 6938 nucleotides long. RefSeq names its product MAP kinase-interacting serine/threonine-protein kinase 1. Gene Ontology annotation, molecular function: calcium-dependent protein serine/threonine kinase activity; calcium/calmodulin-dependent protein kinase activity; ATP binding. The record is from RefSeq and is a predicted model, not a curated record. Gene Ontology annotation, cellular component: nucleus; cytoplasm. Gene Ontology annotation, biological process: intracellular signal transduction; peptidyl-serine phosphorylation; protein autophosphorylation. The coding region runs from base 1101 to 2684 and encodes 527 amino acids. The transcript is spliced from 5 exons. Lineage: Eukaryota; Metazoa; Arthropoda; Insecta; Hymenoptera; Apidae.